Messenger RNA from Phytophthora nicotianae INRA-310, 315 nucleotides. RefSeq lists its product as hypothetical. Lineage: Eukaryota; Oomycota; Peronosporomycetes; Peronosporales; Peronosporaceae. The transcript has 2 exons. Bases 1 to 315 code for a protein of 104 amino acids. The record is from RefSeq and is a predicted model, not a curated record.
AUGGACGAGUGGGCCAAGAAACGAUGUCGCGACGAAUGCAGCACCGAAGCAGCGAAAAGUGUUGGACAGGAGAUGUACGGCGCAUACGUGCGCGUCGAGAUGCCAGGCUGUAAGGCCAUAGAAUCUCAAGUCAGACCCCGAGAAGCGCUUGGCGAGCGACGUAUGCGGACACUCGAGGUCGUUUCCAUUGCUACACAUGACGAGCUUGGCCUGGACAUGGAACUGCAGAAGCAGACAGUAUCGGGUUGGAGUACGAACCACGAGGCUUCUAAGGAGAAAAGGCAACCAACAAAAGCAGAUUUGAGACGACAGUAA